Scomber scombrus (Atlantic mackerel) is the source of this 2757-nucleotide messenger RNA. It is a transcript of the gene grik3, whose product is annotated as glutamate ionotropic receptor kainate type subunit 3. The coding region runs from base 1 to 2757 and encodes 918 amino acids. Gene Ontology annotation, molecular function: kainate selective glutamate receptor activity; transmitter-gated monoatomic ion channel activity involved in regulation of postsynaptic membrane potential. The record is from RefSeq and is a predicted model, not a curated record. Gene Ontology annotation, biological process: monoatomic ion transport; synaptic transmission, glutamatergic; modulation of chemical synaptic transmission. Gene Ontology annotation, cellular component: presynaptic membrane; postsynaptic membrane; kainate selective glutamate receptor complex. Lineage: Eukaryota; Metazoa; Chordata; Actinopteri; Scombriformes; Scombridae. The transcript is spliced from 16 exons.
AUGCGAAAUACUUGGCUGUCUCCCCGGAGUGCGAUUUGGGAAUACUGGACAUCGCUGAUUGCAUGUCUCUUUUGGAUUCAGUACUCUAACGGGAUGCCUCAUGUCAUUCGAAUAGGUGGGAUAUUUGAACAAACAGAUGGACCUGUUUCACUCGUUAGUGCCGAGGAGCUUGCCUUUAAAUUUGCUGUCAAUAACAUUAACAGAAACAGGACUUUAUUGCCAAAUACAACAUUAACAUAUGACAUACAGAGGAUUAAUAUCUACGACAGCUUUGAGGCGUCAAGAAAAGCCUGCGACCAGCUGUCUUUAGGUGUGGUUGCUAUAUUUGGGCCCUCACAUAGUUCAUCGUCUAAUGCUGUGCAGUCCAUCUGUAAUGCAUUGGAAGUGCCACACGUCCAGGUGCGGUGGAAACAUCAUCCCAUGGACAACAGGGACACCUUUUAUGCCAAUUUAUACCCGGAUUACUCAUCACUGAGCUAUGCUAUCCUGGACCUAGUGCAGUUUCUCAAAUGGAAAACAGCUACUGUUGUAUACGAUGACAGCACAGGUCUUAUAAGACUACAGGAGUUGAUAAUGGCCCCAUCCAGGUACAACAUCAGGCUAAAGAUCCGUCAGCUCCCUAUCGACUCGCAGGACACCAGACCCCUUCUCAAAGAAAUGAAGAGAAGUCGGGAGUUCCGCAUCAUCUUUGACUGCAGUCACCAAAUGGCUGCACAGAUUCUCAAACAGGCCCAGACCAUGGGGAUGAUGACAGAGUAUUACCACUAUAUCUUCACCACUCUGGACCUGAUGGCCAUUGACUUGGAGCCGUAUCGUUUCUGUGGUGUCAACAUGACUGGCUUCCGCAUCCUGAACGUGGAUAAUCCCCAGGUCGCGUCCAUUGUGGAGAAAUGGUCGAUGGAAAGGCAGAUACCACCUAAACCUGACUCAGGCCUCCUGGAGGGCAUCAUGACGACAGAUGCAGCUCUGACCUAUGAUGCGGUCCACAUUGUGUCCGUCUCAUACCAGCAUGCACCACAGAUGACCGUAAACUCGCUGCAGUGCCACCGCCACAAACCCUGGAGAUUUGGAGGGCGCUUCAUGAGUUUCAUCAAAGAGUCCCACUGGGAUGGUUUGACGGGGAGACUGUCAUUCAACAAGACAUCUGGUCUACGUACAGACUUCGACCUGGACAUCGUCAGUCUGAAGGAGGAUGGACUUGAAAAGGUGGGGAAGUGGAGUGUGUCAGGAGGUCUUAACAUCACAGAAGCGCCGAAGCGAAAGGGGAUGAACAUCACUGAUUCCCUGGCUAACCGCUCCCUCGUCAUCUCCACCAUCCUGGAGGAGCCAUAUGUCAUGCUUAAGAAGUCUGACAAGGCGCUGGUCGGGAACGACCGUUUCGAAGGCUUCUGCAUCGACUUGCUCAAAGAGCUGGCCAACAUCCUGGGCUUCACCUAUGAGAUCCGUCUUGUGCCUGAUGGGAGAUAUGGCUCUCAGGAUGAUAAGGGCCAGUGGAAUGGCAUGAUCAGGGAACUUAUAGAGCAUAGGGCAGACUUGGCAGUAGCUCCUCUCACCAUUACCUAUAUGCGUGAAAAGGUCAUCGACUUCUCCAAGCCUUUCAUGAGCAUGGGUAUCAGCAUCCUGUACCGCAAACCCAAUGCCACCAACAAUGGCUUCUUCUCCUUCCUGAACCCCAUGACUCCCGACAUCUGGGUCUACAUCCUGUUGGCCUACCUGGGUGUAAGCUGUGUCCUUUUUGUCAUUGCCAGGUUCAGCCCAUAUGAAUGGUACGACGCUCAUCCUUGUAACCCUGGAUCAGAUGUGGUGGAGAACAACUUCACCCUCCUCAACAGCUUCUGGUUUGGAGUCGGUUCCUUAAUGCAACAAGGCUCAGAACUGAUGCCCAAAGCCCUGUCGACCAGGAUCAUCGGUGGGAUCUGGUGGUUCUUCACACUCAUCAUCAUUUCAUCCUAUACAGCUAAUUUAGCCGCUUUUCUUACUGUGGAGAGAAUGGACUCGCCUGUGGACUCAGCUGAUGACAUCGCCAAGCAGACCAAGAUUGAGUAUGGUGUGGUCAAAGAUGGGGCAACUAUGUCUUUCUUCAAGAAAUCUAAGGUUUCUACUUUUGAGAAGAUGUGGGCCUUUAUGAGCAGCAAACCAAGCACAUCACUGGUGAAGUCUAUUGAGGAUGGGAUUCAGAGGGUGCUGAAGUCAGACUACGCCCUCAUUAUGGAGUCCACCACUAUCGAUUACAUCACUCGGCGGAACUGUAACCUCACACAGGUGGGAGGGAUCAUCGACAGCAAAGGCUAUGGGAUCGGCACUCCCCUUGGCUCCCCGUACAGGGACAAAAUCACCAUAGCAAUCCUAAGCAUCUUGGAGGAUGGGCGCCUACACAUGCUGAAGGAGAAGUGGUGGAGUGGGAGCAGCUGCUUGGAUGAAGAGCGUCGCGAGACAGGCCCCAUGGGUAUCCAGAACCUGGGUGGUAUAUUCAUUGUGCUGGCAUCUGGCCUAGUGCUGUCUGUUUUUGUGGCGAUUGCUGAAUUCAUCUACAAACUAAGGAAGACUGCAGAACGUGAGCAGAGGUCUUUGUGCAAUGCCAUGGUGGACGAGAUCAGACUGUCGUUCACCUGCGAGAGGCGGGUGAAACACAAGCCUCAGCCUCCGGUCAUGGUGAAGACGGAUGCGGUGAUCAACAUGCACGCCUACAACGACCGACGACUCCCAGGAAAGGACAACAUGAGCUGCAGCACUGGGAUGACCCCCGUGUUCCCGUGA